CGAGGUUCACUUCAGUCAGUGUGGCUCGCUCGCCUGAUAACGCUACAUCCCUCCGCCAAACAUGUCUGAAUACCACAAACCCGACUCCAACUACCUGCAGGAGCUCAAGGACAUCGCCAACAAGCUACGCAUCCACUCAGUCAAGGCGACGUCAGCCAGUAAUUCCGGACACCCAACAUCAUGUGCUUCCAUGGCGGAGGUGAUGUCCGUCCUGUUCUUCCACACCAUGAGGUACAAGGUGAGCGAGCCACGCGACUCCAGCUCCGACCGCUUCAUCCUGUCCAAGGGACACGCCGCUCCCAUCCUCUAUGCCGCCUGGGCAGAGGCUGGGCUCUUCCCUCGUGAGGAGUUGAUGAACCUGCGGAAGAUUGACAACGAUCUUGAAGGCCACCCGACCCCUCGCCUCAACUUUGUGGAUGUGGCUACCGGUUCCCUGGGUCAGGGCCUGUCAGUGGCCUGUGGGAUGGCUUAUGUUGGGAAAUACUACGACAAGGCCUCCUACAGAACAUACUGCCUGAUUGGUGAUGGUGAGAGUGCUGAGGGCAGCAUCUGGGAGGCUCUGAGCUUUGCUGGUAUCAAGAAGCUCAACAACCUGGUGGCCAUCUUUGACAUCAAUCGCCUCGGCCAGUCUGAGCCCACUGCCUUCCAGCAUGAAAUGGACACAUACCGUGCUCGCCUGCAGAGCUUUGGCUUCAAUGCUCUGGUGGUCGAUGGACAUGAUGUGGAGGCACUGUGCAAGGCAUUCCAUGAAGCUGCCCAGACGGAGGACAAGCCCACUGCUAUCCUGGCCAAGACUUACAAGGGCAAGGGCUUCCCAGCGAUUGAGGACGAGGAGAACUGGCAUGGCAAACCUUUGGGAGCCAAGGCAGAGGAGGUGCUUAGCUAUGUGGAGAAACAAAUCAAAAACAAUGGCCCUAACAACCUGGUACCCCAAAAGCCUCUUCACCAAGAUGCCCCCAAAGUGGACAUCACUAACAUCCGGCUGCAGUCCCCCCCAAGCUACAAGAAAGGUGACAAGGUGGCCACCCGACAGGCUUAUGGCACAGCUCUCUCCAAGUUGGCUGAGAACAAUUCAAGAGUGAUUGCCCUUGACGGAGACACCAAGAACUCCACCUUCUCUAAUGCCAUGUUGAAGACAGAUGCAGAGAGGUACAUUGAAUGCUUCAUUGCUGAGCAAAACCUGGUGGGUGUGGGCAUUGGGGCUGCCUGCCGAGACCGUACUGUCGCGUUUGUGUCUACCUUCGCUGCGUUCUUCACCCGUGCCUUUGACCAGCUUCGUAUGGGUGCCAUCUCCCAGACAAAUUUGAACUGUGUUGGGUCCCAUGCUGGUGUGAGUAUUGGUGAGGAUGGCCCCAGCCAGAUGGCCUUGGAGGACCUGGCCAUGUUCCGUUCCAUACCCACAGCCACGGUAUUCUACCCAUCUGAUGCAGUGUCCACUGAACGUGCCUGUGAGCUGGCGGCCAACACCCCUGGCAUUUGCUUCAUCAGGACCUCCCGUCCUGGCACUGCAGUUGUUUAUGAUAACGAUCACAAGUUUGAGCUUGGGAAGGCUAGUGUGCUGCGAUCAUCAGGAGAUGACAAGGUGCUGGUGAUUGGUGCUGCCAUCACCCUGCGUGAGGCCAUGACUGCUGCCGACAAGCUGGAGGGGGAGGGCAUUAAUGUCCGUAUAAUGGACCUAUUCACCAUCAAGCCCAUCGACAAGGACGCCAUCAUCUCCAACGCUAAGGAGUGUGGUGGCCGCAUCAUUGUUGUGGAGGACCACUACCCUGAAGGUGGCAUUGGGGAGGCCGUGAUGUCUGCUGUGGCCAUGGAGAGGGACAUCAUCGUCCGUCAAUUAGCAGUGCCUCGCGUCCCUCGCUCCGGCAAGUGUGAUGAGCUGCUGGACAUGUUUGGCAUCUCUGCCGCCUGUGUGGUGAAGGCCGCCAAGGAGAUCAUUGAGGUGUAGACACGUGGCGGUCACUGAUGAGCAGGAUACUGAAUGAUGACAAUUCCUUGAUGACAAAAACACUAGAGCAAGAACCAUGAGACUCGCAAAGACAGCGAUAAAUAAUCAUUUGUGGAUAAUUUUUGUCCUCUGAAGUUACUGAACAGCAUGAAGAUAUUUUUGUAAAAGUUCAACAUUCCAUAAAAGUCGGGACACUAAUAGGCAAGUAGGGCUUAUUUAAGGACCAAACAAUUAUGAUAAGUCAUUCCAGUGUUCAUUCCUAAUUAUUGGACCAGUGUGUGCAUUUUGAAUGCUUAUGGCUACAUUCCAAGGAUUAUUAAACUAUAGAGUUAUUCAGUAUAAUCACAACUAUUCAUAAUGACAUAAUUGUCAUUCAAAUUCAUAACAACCAUUACCUCUGAUGUCCAGAGAACAUCACAAAAAAAACUAAACCUACUAGUUUAGCAUGGUUAGUGCAAACUAAUAAAUUGGCAAGCAUUGAGUGCAAGUAUGGUUCCUAGUUUGCAGUAUAGGCUAUUCAGUGCCUGUAUUGGCCAGUUAUGUGCAACAGUGCAGGAUAUUUGUGCUUAUGCUUGACUACUGAUGCUGAAUUUUGUUGAAUGAAGGUCACUGAACAGAUCACUAGUGCUUCAAGAGUUUCAGGCACAAGCAGUGUUGUCUGAAGGAAGAGAUCCUUCUUUAUAGUAAUUUAUUGUUGCGUAUUUAGUCCCAUCAAAAAUUUAAAGAUUAAAUUGUUGUAUUGUAAUAAAUGUUUAAGUGAAAA
Eriocheir sinensis (Chinese mitten crab) is the source of this 2708-nucleotide messenger RNA. RefSeq names its product transketolase-like protein 2. The transcript has 10 exons. Gene Ontology annotation, molecular function: transketolase activity; thiamine pyrophosphate binding. Lineage: Eukaryota; Metazoa; Arthropoda; Malacostraca; Decapoda; Varunidae. The record is from RefSeq and is a predicted model, not a curated record. Bases 62 to 1945 code for a protein of 627 amino acids.